AUGGCUUGUGGGUUGCAAAAUUACGAGGACGGAGACGUGCCCGCGGCAGAACUCGAGUUCCAAACGAAGUGGAACAGGUUUUCAGACUGGCUGCAUUGUAUUUGUGUGGUGACAUUUGAUUUAGAGUUGGGGCAGGCUAUGGAAAGUGUAUAUCCUCCUGGCGUGAAACUGUCUGAUCAAGAAAAGUGUAAUAUUUGUUAUUUAGCAUUCCCAGAUUCUAAUUCUGGAUGUAUGGGGGACACUCAAUUCCAUGUAAAGCUACGCUCGAGGACUGGACUCACGCGGCAACAACUCUUGUACAACGAGGACAGUGUACCGACACUGCGUGCCGAUUCAACGCACUACUGGGGCUUCGUGUACUUCCGACAGGUCAAGGACCCAUCACUACCACGAGGCUACUUCCAGAAAAGCAUAAUUCUACUUACAAGAUUACCUUUUAUCAACCUAUUCUAUAAAGUUAUUCAGUUGAUAGCUCCUAAACACUUUGAGGAAGGAGAAAGGAGUUUAGAAGCCGCCUGCCAUGAUAUUAACAGAUGGCCUGUACUAGAUGCUGGUCAGAAUGUUUUAUUACCUGUACUUGGUGCAGUUUUUCAAUCAUACAUUCCUAAUCAACAAACUGGAAAGAUUACUCGGUCAGACAUAGCAAAACAAGUGCAUUCUCCUAAUGUUCCUCACAUUUUAGCUUCUAUACAAGAUGUUAAUGUAUUUGAUGUCUUAUCUAGUGUAAUUUCACAUUUACAUCUGUUAUGGGAACUUGUUCUCACAGCAGAGCCUGUUGUUGUAAUGGCUAGCUCGCCAACAGAAUGCUCAGCCUUAGUACAGGCACUGACCUAUUUGAUACAACCUCUGCCUUAUUCUGCUGAAUAUCGACCCUAUUUCACAAUACAUGACAGUGAAUUCAAAGAGUUCACACGGAAACAAUAUAAGCCACCUUGUGUGAUACUGGGUGUGACCAAUCCAUUCUUUACUAAAACAUUGCAACACUGGCCACAUACUAUUAAAUUGGGUGAUGCCAGUUCUAUAAAAUCAAAACUAAGGAAAGUUGGUAAUAUUAAGCUUUUAGAUACCGCACCUGGAGUGUACACUCAAUACAAGACAUUCUUGGAAAAAGACAAAUCAAUUAUAAAAAAAUUACAUAAUGGUAUUAGAACUGAUAGGCCAUCUGAAGUUCAAACUGCAAUGGUUAAGCGUCACUUACUUGAAUUGACACAAAGUUUUAUGAUUCCUUUAGAGAGGUAUAUGGCUUCUUUAAUGCCUCUACAAAAGAAUAUCUCACCAUACAGAUCACCUCCAGUCCCAAACCCGUUUAAUCCUGAGGACUUCUUUGCCACUUUGCUACAAUCUGGACCUCAACUGACCUCAGGGAUUAAAGGCGACUGGAAUGGAUUAUAUCGAGCAUUCUUUAAGACGCCUAAUUUUAGUGCAUGGUUCCAUGAGAGACAUAGAAACUUGACCAAUAAGCUCCACGCAUUACAACUUGAAGCUUUAGCCGGAAGUGAUUUGAAGAAGUGGUCUGUAGGUAAAAAGGAGGUGGAAAUUGUGGAUAUGGUUUUAAAACUAAGAGAAGUUUUGAAGAGCAACCCUCCAGUGCCUGAUAAUACAAGGACGUUAUUGGCGCGACGUUUAGAUGAUCUGAACUGUAUUUUACCAGAGGAUAUGAAGUCUAUUUUGAAUGUAGGUACGUGA
Arctia plantaginis is the source of this 1686-nucleotide messenger RNA. Lineage: Eukaryota; Metazoa; Arthropoda; Insecta; Lepidoptera; Erebidae. The record is from the annotation of a GenBank genome assembly.